AUCAGUUGACUGAUAACAGCGGCAGGAUUCAAACAGGUUGUCGCAAAAAUGUUACUUGUCUGAGGAAAAAUUGCGUUUGUUUGGCUAUUAAUAAUUAACUAUAGAAUGAAGUAAAAACAAAACGGCAAAAAGCGCGGCAAAGUUUUACUUCCGUAAAUUUGUAGUGAAAUAUAAAGUGAAGAAAAAAUGUUAUACAAGUAUAAAACCUUGACAAUUAUGAGCGUUUUUUAAAGAAUUGUGUAUGAUUAAAAAUAGCAGCUAAAAGCUUUUAUGUGUUAUAAAUUAUUGAAGGAUGAAUAUCAUCCUCGACAACAGCACAGGGGCAUAUACAAUAGAUGUCUGCAGUAUUGAUUGGUCUCAGGUGUUUGAAGUGGACACAGCAGCUAACAACAUGUACACACAUACAGUUACUAGCGCGUAACGGAUAAGUGCAAGAAGAAAGGACAUCUUGAGCAACACUAACAAGGAGAUUAUAUUUCCAGUAUGUAUAUACAUAUGUGUGCAAUGGUCUUAAUAUAAAACUAGUAGAUAGUGAAGAGACUCUGCAAAUAGUUAGUUACUAUAUAUUGCUUUAUUGUAAAUAAAAAAGUAUCUGUGACGUGAGACAAAGGAUUCAGUUAUUCAGCAAGAAUAAUACAAGGAAUGGCAAUGGCAAAUAUUGAUUAUGAUUUUUUGAUGAAAUUUCUUGCACUCGGCGAUUCUGGAGUAGGCAAAACAAGUUUUUUAUAUCAGUAUACUGAUGGUCAAUUUCAUUCACAAUUUAUAUCAACGGUGGGCAUUGAUUUCCGGGAGAAACGAUUGAUAUAUACAUAUCGUGGACGAAACCAUCGUAUCCAUCUUCAACUCUGGGAUACUGCCGGUCAGGAACGCUUUCGUUCGUUGACCACUGCCUUCUAUCGUGAUGCAAUGGGUUUCCUGCUCAUCUUCGAUUUGACCAACGAGAAAUCUUUCCUUGAAAUCAGCAAUUGGUUAGAGCAAUUACGUAUGCAUGCCUAUUCAGAGGAUCCGGAUGUGGUUUUAUGCGGUAAUAAAUGUGAUUUAGAAGCCGUGCGCGCUGUUAGUCAUGAGCAAGUGCGUGCACUUUCAGCUCGUUAUGGCCUGCCCUACAUCGAGACAAGCGCAUGCAGUGGCUUUAAUAUAAGACAAGCUGUGGAAUUGUUGGUGGAACGUGUCAUGUUGCGUAUGGAGAAUGUAGCUACCAAUUCCGAAUUGUCACGAUUAAUGACACAGACGCGUUGCAUGCCAAAUAUAAAUCUCCCGAGUAGUGGUGGGAAUACAGUACGUUUGGGUUAUGGGGAUAUGGAGUUAACGGAGGAGCAACAACGUAGUCGAAAUUGUAAGUGUUAGACGAUGAAAUGAAAUUAUAUAGGUCAUUCUAUUUUAACUCAAAGCUGUUUUGUACAAUAAUUUUAAUAAAUGUGUAUUUAAAUGUGUGAAUUUGUGAAAUUAAUAAACUAAAUAAAAAGAGGUGCCAAUGUUGUUAAAAAUUAAUAUAUUAUAUUAUAUACAAAUUAACUGCUCAAUUAAUGUAAUGUUCGCUCAAAUGUAUAGUAUACUAUUAAAUGUAAACAAAAUUGUUUGUAAAGAUUUAAAAAUAUAUAUAUUUACAUACAUAUACAUAUAUAUAAAUAAUUACUAUGAAAAUAUAAAAUCCUACUUAUGUAUAUACAUAAAUAAAG
Messenger RNA from Bactrocera oleae (olive fruit fly), 1679 nucleotides. It is a transcript of the gene Rab27, whose product is annotated as RAS oncogene family member Rab27. Lineage: Eukaryota; Metazoa; Arthropoda; Insecta; Diptera; Tephritidae. The record is from RefSeq and is a predicted model, not a curated record. Gene Ontology annotation, molecular function: GTP binding; GTPase activity. Gene Ontology annotation, cellular component: plasma membrane; synaptic vesicle; dendritic spine. Gene Ontology annotation, biological process: endocytic recycling; regulation of exocytosis; protein secretion.